Racocetra fulgida is the source of this 245-nucleotide messenger RNA. The record is from the annotation of a GenBank genome assembly. NCBI's taxonomy places the organism in Eukaryota, Fungi, Glomeromycota, Glomeromycetes, Diversisporales, Gigasporaceae.
UACGUGAAGCUGUUAAAGCUGUUACCGUCUACACCUCUUCCGUGAAUGUAAUUAUUCAUAUUAUAAGACUUCAAAAAGAAGCAGACAAAUAUAAAAGUAAAUACAAAAGAUUACUGGAAAAAUAUAGCAUAUUAAGAAAAAUUAAGAGGAGAGAUGUAUCGUGCACUAUUUUGCGCAUGAUUCCAGUUCCUCUUCGAUUGUUGUCUACUAAAGAUUGUUCGAAUCGAUAUUUGCAUCAAGAAUAA